Triticum aestivum (bread wheat) is the source of this 3034-nucleotide messenger RNA. RefSeq names its product glutamine--tRNA ligase. The transcript has 23 exons. Gene Ontology annotation, cellular component: cytosol; cytoplasm. The coding region runs from base 265 to 2670 and encodes 801 amino acids. The record is from RefSeq and is a predicted model, not a curated record. Gene Ontology annotation, molecular function: ATP binding; glutamine-tRNA ligase activity. Gene Ontology annotation, biological process: glutaminyl-tRNA aminoacylation; translation. Lineage: Eukaryota; Viridiplantae; Streptophyta; Magnoliopsida; Poales; Poaceae.
UGGCCCAAAGGCCAAACCCUUGCCUCCGUCGCCAGCCAAACCCUCGCCUCCCGAUCCCGUACCCUGCCAGCAGAGGUUCAGGCACGGCGGCACCGGCGGUGAGCUACCUACCGCCUCCCACCUCCCGGAGUCCACGGCCGCUCUGUCUCUGAGGGUGCGUCGUCGACCCGGCCGCCCCCGACUCCGCCGCCGCCGCCGCCGCCCAGCGCCCCGGGUCCUAGCUUCUCCCCGCCCCUCCCGAAAUCUCAGGACCUGCCGUGCGUCAUGGGCGCCGGUGGCAAGGGAUAUAAGGCCCCGGCCCUGCAGCUAGAGAAGCUGCUGGCGCUCGGCCUCGACCAGCGCACGGCGGAGAACGCGCUUGUCAACAGCAAGGUCACCGCCAACCUAGCUGCCGUCAUAGCCGAGGCUGGUAUAGGUGGAUGUGACAAGUCGGUGGGAAAUCUUCUGUAUGCCGUUGCCACUAAAUACCCAAACAAUGCACUUGUCCAUCGUCCUGCUCUCAUUGACUAUAUUGUGUCCAUGAAGAUAAAGAACCCUGUACAGCUAGACGCUGCUCUGUCAUUUCUUACUAAUGCUGGCCCUGAUCCUUUGGAUACUGGGAAGUUUGAAGAAGCCUGUGGUGUAGGCGUGGUUGUUUCAAUUGAAGAGAUUCAUUCAACUGUCACCAAGGUUCUACAUGGAAAUAUGGAAGCUAUAUUGGAGCAGCGUUAUCAUAUAAAUGUUGGUAACCUAUGCGGACAGGUUAGGAAGAGACACCCCUGGGGUGAUGCUAAGGCGACAAAGGAGGAGAUCGAGAAAAGGCUUGCAGAGAUACUAGGUCCAAAGACGGAAGCUGACAAUGUAAAACCAGUAAAAACGAAGAAAGGAAAACCAGCAAAAGCUGAGGAGAAAGUGGUUGCAGUAGUUACUGCUGCCCCACCAUCUGAGGACCUGAAUCCAUACUCGCAUUUUCCUGAGCCGGCAGAAAAUAACAAGGUUCAUACAGAAAUAUUCUUCAGCGAUGGGAACAUAUGGAGGGCGCAUAACACAAAGGAGAUUUUAGAGAAACAUCUUAGGGCAACCGGCGGAAAAGUGACGACCCGUUUCCCUCCAGAACCUAAUGGAUAUCUUCAUAUCGGUCAUGCCAAGGCUAUGUUUAUUGAUUUUGGACUGGCUAAAGAGCGGAAUGGCAAUUGUUAUCUUAGGUUUGAUGACACAAACCCAGAAGCUGAAAAGAAGGAAUAUAUAGACCACAUUCAGGAGAUAGUCCAUUGGCUGGGAUGGGAGCCCUUCAAAGUUACAUAUACAAGUGAUUAUUUUCAAGCUUUGUAUGAGCACGCCGUUGAGUUAAUUCGGAAAGGGCUAGCCUAUGUGGAUCACCAGACUGCAGAACAAAUCAGGAAAGACAGGGAAACAAAUACGGAUAGUCCAUGGAGGGAUAGGCCUAUUGAAGAGUCACUGCAAUUAUUCGAAGACAUGCGACGUGGGCUGAUUGCUGAGGGCGCAGCAACUCUCCGAAUGAAGCAGGACAUGCAGAAUGAUACCAGAAACAUGUACGACUUAAUUGCAUACAGAAUAAAAUUCACCCCUCAUCCGCAUGCUGGUGACAAGUGGUGUAUCUAUCCAAGCUAUGAUUAUGCUCAUUGCAUGGUGGAUUCACUUGAAAACAUUACUCACUCGCUGUGCACGCUUGAGUUUGACGUACGCCGUCCAUCAUACUACUGGGUACUUGUUGCCUUGGGCUUGUACCAGCCAUAUGUUUGGGAGUAUUCAAGGCUGAACAUAUCACAUAAUAUUAUGUCUAAAAGAAAGUUGAAUCGGCUUGUGACAGAGAAGUGGGUAGAUGGGUGGGAUGAUCCUCGUUUGUUAACACUGGCAGGACUGCGGCGACGGGGGGUGUCAGCAGCUGCAAUUAAUUCAUUUAUCCGUGGAAUGGGGAUAACAAGAAGUGACAAUAGCUUAAUUCCUUUCGAACGUCUUGAAUAUCACAUCAGAGAAGAACUUAACAAAACAGCUUCUCGAGCCAUGGUUGUUCUGCAUCCUCUAAAGGUUGUAAUAACUAACUUGGAAGAUGGAAAAGUCAUAGACCUUGAUGGAAAGAAGUGGCCUGAUGCUCCUGCUGAUGAAGCUUCGUCGUACUACAAGGUUCCUUUCUCAAGAACUGUCUACAUUGAAAAAACUGAUUUUCGCCUUGAGGACUCGAAAGAUUAUUAUGGGCUAGCUCCUGGUAAAUCUGCCCUGCUAAGGUAUGCAUUCCCAAUAAAAUGCACAGAGGUUAUUUAUGGUGAUAAUCCAGAAGACAUUGUUGAGAUUCGAGCUGAGUAUGACCCCUCAAAGACCUUGAAACCCAAGGGUGUUCUGCACUGGGUUGCCGAGCCAGCGCCUGGAGUCGAACCGUUAAAGGUUGAAGUAAGACUGUUUGAGAAACUGUUCUUAUCAGAGAAUCCUGCCGGGCUGGAUGAUAAAGAGUUGGAGGAGAAAUGGCUGGGCGAUCUCAACCCGCAAUCUAAGGAGGUCGUGAAGGGCGCGUAUGCCGUACCGUCGCUCGCGGCCGCAGUUGUGGGCGACAAGUUCCAGUUUGAGCGGCUCGGCUACUUUGCCGUGGACACGGACUCGACACCUGAGGAGCUCGUGUUCAACAGGACCGUCACGCUGCGUGACUCCUAUGGCAAGGUCGGGGGACCCAGGUGACUGCUGAUUUAGUGAGAGGUUUUUGGUUUUGCUUGGUUACAUACAGUACAGAGUACAGAGGCGGUGCUAACUGCAGAAAACUUAGUGAUGCCAUAGUACAAACAUAGACAAGAGGCCUUUUGGUUUUUGCAUAUGCUGGGCUUGUGAUGCCUAGUGUUGGAUGAUUAGAUAUGUAUGUAUGCUCACCCAAGAGAAGUGAGUAAAGAAAGGAUCAGCUUUCUCCUUGCUUCUGAAAAGCACCUGUUUCAUGUUUCCUCCGGUGCUCACUUUGCCUCCUCCCACCACAACAAUAACAUUGUGCUGCACCAAACAGCGGUUGUGAAGCAAUAGUGUGGUGAAUAAAGAAAACACAACAAAUAUUCAA